AUGCCACCGAAGCAGGGCAAGGUUCAACACGAAAAGACAAUACAGCAGAAGGCUAGAUCUGUUCUUCCUUUAUCUUCUGUCUUCUCUGAUAUUUAUCAAGAGUAUCGUCAAACGACACCUUUGAAGUUGAAGUUGAUUGAUGUUUAUCUUGUAUAUGUAUUUUUCACAGGUGUUAUUCAGUUCAUCUACUGCUGCUUAGUUGGCACAUUCCCUUUCAACGCAUUUCUUGCCGGUUUUAUUUCUUCUGUUACUUCAUUCAUCUUGGCUGUGUGUCUUCGCAUGCAUAGCAAUCCCCAAAAUAAGGACGUUUUUCCCGACUAUAUGCCCGAAUGGGCCUUUGGAAAUUUCAUUUUUGCUCACGUCGUGCUUCACCUAGCAGUGUUCAAUUUCAUGGGCUGA
This is a messenger RNA of Rodentolepis nana, 399 nucleotides long. The record is from the annotation of a GenBank genome assembly. NCBI's taxonomy places the organism in Eukaryota, Metazoa, Platyhelminthes, Cestoda, Cyclophyllidea, Hymenolepididae.